Molecule: messenger RNA, 1057 nt
Organism: Oppiella nova
Lineage: Eukaryota; Metazoa; Arthropoda; Arachnida; Sarcoptiformes; Oppiidae
Source: the annotation of a GenBank genome assembly
AAUUUAUUAUAAAUAGUGUUGCAUUAGUUUAAUACUUUACAGGAAAUACAUAUUUGCUGUACCUUGUUAAUAAUUUCUUAAAUUGUCAAUAGUAUGGGUGAUAAUAUUGAGGUGUGUGCUGUUUGCGGGGAUAUAUCUAUUGGCAAACAUUUUGGAGCCUUGGCCUGUAAGUCAUGUAAACCAUUUUUUCGAAGAAAUGCCCUUAAGAAUAAGGCUAAAUAAAUGUGUGGCCGUCGGCAUGAGAAAGGAAAGUAUUUUGAAUGACGAGGAGAAACAAUAUCGCAGACAAUUGAUCGAAGAAAAUAGGAAAAAGAGACUAUAUUUGAGAAAUAAUAAAAACAAACAAAAUAUGAAUGCAUUUGAAGAGAAUAUUGACACAGAAUUGGAUGAACAGAAUAUUUGUAAUAAUAACUCGUCUAAUGAUGACUGCAUUGGCUCUCAUCAAAUAGAUAGCAAUGAAUUCAUUGACGAAUUAGUCGAUUGUAAUAAUACUUGCGAUGAAAACAAUAUUAAUGAGAAUGAUUGCAGUGAUGAUAAUAAUGGUGAAGAAACUGAAUCAAUUGAUUCAAACACCAAUUCAAUUGAGUCAGCUCUACCAUUGGUGGUGAUGGGCAGUCCCACGUCAAACAUAUUCACCGAUAUGGAGGGCAUAAGACUUUUAGAGCUGUUCCGGAGUUCAGGAGCAUUUCAACGUAUUCUGGUACCACUAUCAGAGAUAACCACACAAAUUGACAAUUAUCCACAAUUGUAUCCAAUCUUGGACAAAUUCUUUGAUAAAGAGAUACGAAAUUGCAUAACGCUCUCAAAGAAUUUGAGUACUUUUGAAGUGAUGUGUGAGAAUGACAGGUUAUCCCUGGUCAAGUAUGGGUGCGUCGACAUCAUGUGCUUACGGUCAGCCGCCUAUUAUCAUAGACUCAAUGAAUACUGGACUAUAUUUUUGGAUCAGAAUCACUCAUUUCUAAUUAAACUGGAUGUAAUGAAAUAUGUGAAGAUUGAUAUGUAUUACGUCUAUAAAACACAUUUCACCAGAAUUUGCAGCGAAUGCGAUUCGGACCUG